AUGCAAAUGAUUCUUGAAUUUAACAAAAAAAAAAUUAUUUUUUCGAAGAAUUCUAGAAACUUUUCUCAUAUUCUAAAUUGGUAAUAUUAGUUAAAAUCAGUUUAAGAGAUAUAUACACAAAACUCAAAAUUAUUUCAGACUCUCAAAUCACUUCUUCAUCAGUCUAUUCGUCAAUUAUUAGAAGUUAACUUUGCUUUAUUGGUUAAUUCUUUCUGUGUUUUUUAAUUAUAUAUAAAAAAAAGAAAGAGAGUUAUUCUGCACUAAUCUUAGAAGGAAUAUUAAAUUCAUUUCUAAGUAUUAGAUCUUUAAGGAUGA
Messenger RNA from Paramecium octaurelia, 315 nucleotides. The record is from the annotation of a GenBank genome assembly. Lineage: Eukaryota; Ciliophora; Oligohymenophorea; Peniculida; Parameciidae.